Molecule: messenger RNA, 2973 nt
Organism: Ornithodoros turicata
Lineage: Eukaryota; Metazoa; Arthropoda; Arachnida; Ixodida; Argasidae
Exons: 4
Coding region: 63-2681 (872 amino acids)
Biological process (GO): protein processing
Cellular component (GO): plasma membrane
Molecular function (GO): metalloendopeptidase activity
Source: RefSeq, a predicted model, not a curated record
AAGGACUUGCACCCUCUUCGGUUCUUUGUAUACGAUCUUCCCAGACCCUUUCGGCCGCUCGCAUGGCAGAUUCUGACAAACCGCAGCCAACGGCACCUGCGUGUGACGAGACGCAGCCUGUCAAUAUAGGGACCAAGUCUCCGAGAGGCACGAAGCGCAGGUCUAUCUCCCCAAGAGCCACGCCACCUAUCGGACAUCGGUCGCCUGACAGAAGACCAGGGAACGAAGCAACGGAACAGAUUAGUGUGCGGACAACCAGAAGUCUCUCUUCGCCACGAGCGAUGCAAGUGGCACCCUUCAGGAUGAGAGGCAGAAGCGCGGCAGAUGACAUGGUGCACUACUAUCCUUCCAUGCAAGAGCUAUUCCUCCAGCAGGCCACCCGAGAAUCUCCAGCCGCAUUGCACUCGCCGCGGUCCUACCCAAGAACACCACGUGGGAGCAUCGAUAUUGGAAGCUUGCAGAAAGGCGAGGUGAGGAACAGCAAAGAGGACCAUUCGACUAAGCCUGCUCGUCUCUUUCGUGUGCCUGAAGAACGGACUCUGGCGCCUCUGUCGGAGGACAACGAGGACCUGUCCACGGACCUCAGGAUAAGCCCGCCCCUUCCGUCCAGUUUACAAACGUCCACCAAGAUUGAAGGUGACAGGCGGAAAUCCAGCGUGCGAUUUGGACAAGCGACGUACCGGGAAAUUGAGAACGAGAGCUACGACAACAUCAGUCCUCUCCCGAGCCGCUACACCACCGCUGUCACUGCAUUCAUGAUUGUCUGCAUGUGCAUCAUCUUAUUCAUGCUGUACGUCCUCACGCCUCCUCCGAAGAGCAAACGGAUCACACUGUGCGCCACCAAAGCAUGCCUUGACGCCAUGACCUACCUCGAAAACAGCGUCGAUCAACGCGUCAACCCCUGCAUCGACUUCUACGGACAUGUCUGUUCAUCUUGGACCAGCAGGACCGCCGACACCGGCUUUAUUCGCGAUGCCCAGCUACAGUUCCGGAUGAAGAUCAACAGGACGUUGCUCGAGGAAGAUAACAUAGUGCCAGACAGACACGGAGGGCAUAUCUUGCGGUACUUUUAUAAAGACUGCCAUAAGUUCAUGACGAGCCAAUCGCAUCCCGAGGAACCACCGUACCAAACGUUCCGGAAACAAUUUGGAAGUCUGCGAGGUUUCUUGGCCAGAACUUAUCCAUCCGUGUUAGUGGGGCUAAUCCGUAUUUCCCUCGCGCAUGGAAUCGAUUCGGUGUUCGGGGUUCGGUUGAUCGACGACAUGGAUUACCCGAAGCUGAUGAUAUACCAUACAAGAUCAGUCCGAAAGAAGCUUUCCGAGGAUAACUUUCAGCGAACAGACGGAUACCUACUGGAAUUUCUGCAGAACGUAUCUGAGUCCUUAUUUCCAGUGAAGUCUUACCAUCAGAAGGUCCUUUCUUUGGACGAUGACGUCAACGCGGUUCUUGGGGGCGACGAACCGGUUCUGGAGGUCAUGUCUCAGGACAUCGAACAUCUAAUGACACACGUCACGCCUGACAUGCUGUACGAAACGGCUAACUCAAUACUUCCACUGGAAUAUGCUCUUCAUCAUGACUCCAAGAUCAAAAUUCGAGGUUUCAACGCAACGCGGCAAGUCAUAACGCUCCUGGACCACAAGUUAUAUGUCGACAACAAACUUCCGAUUAUCUACCUUUAUGUUCAGCUUGCCGCCGACGUCAUCCGCCUUGACUACCACAGGCUCUUCUCUGAAAGUGCACACGAUGUCAUCCACAUUUGCCUCGUAGAAAGCCAAAAGAUUCUCUCACGAACUUGGCCUUACCUCUACGCGUCCAUGUCCGAAGUGGUUUCCCAUGAUUCGACCAUCGAAACGCUCUACACCCGAGUCGUCGAUGAAAUAAUCAACGUGGACUAUUUGAACUGGAUGGACGGCAAGACCCAACUUCUUGCCAUGCGAGCUAUGACAAACAUCACCAUCGGAGUCUUUCCAGCAGCAGCUGAAAUGGUUUCGCUCACAAAGACAAGCUAUACUGACGUCGUACUCCCAAACAAAGGUUUCAUCUUGAACUAUCUGCAUCUCUUAAGCAACGAGCAACUAGUCCGUCACAAAUUUCCGCCACAAGCUGACCAGGACCACCUGAACCAGCUGCAACUAGACGGUCCGAUAUUGUACGUCAAAUCAUUGCGUUCUAUUAUAAUUCCCAGUGUCUACAGGUUACCUCCAAUAUAUUAUUCUACAAGCGUUCCAGAGUACUUCGACUUGGCGACUGUCGGCGCUUUGUUAGCGAAAGAACUGUCCGAAGUCCUUGGACCGAUCGAAGGGUCCACCUGGUGGUCAGAACCAACGAAAGUGUCCUUCAAUCGAUCUUUUCAGUGCCUGAUGAACAUGCACGAAAGAAUGACGGCCCCAGGAACAGCGGAUGAAGCGGACGUGACCAAUGAGAUAUUUGCGUGGACGAGAAGCGCACGGCUAGCGUACGAUCUGAUGAAGAGCCAGAUAGUUACGUCCAAGGAUUCCUUGGCCGACGCGCGGCGUGUAUUUUUCCAGAGAUUUUGCCUCAUGAGCUGUAGCUCUCGGCAGGAAGGGCAACCACUUACCCCUCGACAACAGUGCAUGCUGCCCCUCUUGAAUAUGCCGGAGUUCGCGGAGACCUUCCAGUGCCCACUCGGUGGCAACGCCCGACUCUGUAAGAUACUGUGACAUAUGAGCACGCGUUCUCUCCUAUCAUGACCUCGUGUAUCACGAGGGCUGUUGCGAAUGAUUGAUACUAUAAUUAUAAUUUCUCGUAGUUUCUGAUAUUCUUUUAGGUAGUGCUACUAUGAUACCGCUGUCUUACCGUGGCAAGACCACCAAGAUACCACAGCAAGAAGUUAUCAUGGUAGUGGAUUGGGGAGAGGGGUCGUAUGGUGCUGCACUCUCCACGAAUUAUGGUGCUUUCGAAGAAUCCAUGGAUUCUAGAAUUAAUAAAUUGACUGGUGUUCACCACGAGUAA